Molecule: messenger RNA, 540 nt
Organism: Cyphellophora attinorum
Lineage: Eukaryota; Fungi; Ascomycota; Eurotiomycetes; Chaetothyriales; Cyphellophoraceae
Exons: 1
Coding region: 1-540 (179 amino acids)
Source: RefSeq, a predicted model, not a curated record
AUGGCGACAACUCUGGUGGCAGAAUCUGCGGGCGCUUCCGUAGAAGAUGAGUGGCACAUCCUCUUCAAUCCUUACACCAAAACCAUCAAUGUCGACGAAAGCUUUCCCGACAACCCUUUCAAGCUCUUCACCAGCCGCCCUCUCUUUGCGCCUCUGCUCUUCCCAAACCUAUCCUCUGAUGCACGCGAUCACUGCGCCAAUGAGCGAACAUUUCUGUCCUGGCUACGGCUGUCCGUAUAUCUCGCGGUAGUAAGCGUCGCCAUUCUCAUCAAUUUUCACCUGAAAAGUCAGCCCAGCGACCUCGAGAGGCGGCUCUCACAUCCUCUGGGUAUCAUAUUCUUUGUGCUGUCACUUGCUUGCCUUGCUACUGGCUGUGGCAUAUAUAUGCAAACAGUCACGAAGUACGCGCAUCGGCGGGCCCUCGUGCAGAGUGGUGUCAAGACGCAAUUUGUGUUCGGCGUCAUAGCCUCUGCUAUCAUUGCAGCUUGUGGUCUGUUCCUUGGUGCUGAGGUACAGGCGCAGAGGCUCCACGGUCGUUGA